AUGGAACGGGUCUGGAGCUAUGUGAGGGCUGGGGCCCUGAUACAGUAUAAAGGAAGCAUUGUGGGCGUCCUUAGGGACAUUCGUAAGCAUUUGGGAGGCCUCCAACCAAGGGACAUAGAUGAAUAUCUAUCGGAGCUUGAUCGGGAACAUGUCGCAAGUCCUCAUUUUGAUGGCGGAUGGUCAUCAAGUGAUGAGGACAGCAGUCCCGAUGAAAGUGAGGAUGAAUAUAUGCCCCCAAUGUCGGCUCGUCGCGCCAGCCAAGGUGAAGGUCGGUCGUCGGAGAGUGACGAGGGGUGGACGGAGGAUCCCACCCCUCCUAAUUUGCACCCCUUCACGGCAACCCCUGGGAUCACCGUACCAGUACCCCUGACUGUUUUGGGGUUCAUCCAUCUUUUCCUGAAGCGGGAAUUGCUGGAAUACCUGGUACUUCAACGCCUUCAACCGGAGGGCCAUACCCGGAAUAACAGUGAUCGCCUCAUUUUAGUGCGCACAGUGUUGGAUUAUAUCCGAGAGCCAGAAGGUGGACACAGAAGCUCCUCAAAUACAUCCUUCAGUUGGCCCUCCAAAAUGCCUACAUACUAUCUGCCCCUAGAGGAAAGGGCAGACAGGAGGGCCAACUUUGCUCGACCUGCUGCCGCCCCUGCUGCCGCCGCCCCUGCUGACAACGCCCCUGCUGACGACGCCCCUGCGGCCGCCGCCCCUGCUGACGACGCCCCUGCUGCCGCCGCCCCUGCUGACGACGCCCCUGCUGCCGCCAGUCCCUGCUGCCGAGCGCCGCCGCCCCUGCUGACGACGCCCCUCUUGCUGCCGGCCCCACCAUCACCGCUUCUCGUCGGGUAG
This is a messenger RNA of Macrobrachium nipponense, 840 nucleotides long. Its product is annotated as myristoylated alanine-rich C-kinase substrate-like. The record is from RefSeq and is a predicted model, not a curated record. Lineage: Eukaryota; Metazoa; Arthropoda; Malacostraca; Decapoda; Palaemonidae. Bases 1 to 840 code for a protein of 279 amino acids. The transcript has 6 exons.